UCAAAUAACUGUCAUAAGUCAUUCUCGAACAAUAUUUUCAAGCCAAUAGUUUUUAAUUUACGAUUUUUUACGAGAUUUAAUUCAAAAUGGAUAAAAACAAAACCAUGGGACCGCCGAGAAAUCUAAAAACGAAACGAAUUUCCACAACCAGUGUGCCUUCUACGUCCCGAAAAUUGCCGCCUAAAGAUACGAAAGCUCGACCAAAAGUGAAUUUAAACUCCACCAAAAUAAGCGAAGGCGACGUGACUAUGUGCAAAAGUGAUUCUCCGUUACCUGAUUUCGAGAAUAUGCUAUUAAUUAAUAAUCAGUUUGCGUAUGGGCAGUUUUUACGGGCUAUGGUCGAAGAUUGUCUGGUGGAUGAAAAGAUUGUAAGAGAGGAAACUCAAAUGGAUAUUCAGAUGGGCCAAUUGGCUGAUAGGUUUAAUAAAACGAUCGAACAACUUGAUAAAACUAAUAGAAGAUUGAAGGAUAUAUCUUUCGUUGUUGAACAGAAGAGGCUGCUAGAUCUAAAGAACCAAGACUGCGCAAAGUUCUACGAAACAACGGAAAAUUCAAACAUAACAGAUACGUUGCAGAAACUCUCUAUAACAGAGCAAGCCUGUCUCGACAAAUUGGAAGUUAAAAACAUAGAUUUUGGCUAUGAUAAAGAAUCGGGCCAUAAACAACUGCUAGAUGCAGUCAAUGACGCUAUACAAGGCUUGGAACAGAUAAAGAAACAUUCCAAUUUGGACAUAGACAAGUUUAACCAGUAUGAACUGUCACAGAAAACCAUAGACAACUUGGAAAAAGAUAGAUUUGAUCUCGACAGUCUAAAAAUGGAAUUUGAAGAUAAAUUUCCCGGUUUUAGUGAGAAAUUGAUCAAGGAAGUGUCAGAGAAAAUUGAGUUGAUGAUGGGUGAUAAUGAAUAGAUGUUUGUUUAUUAAAUAUUAUUUUGUAUA
Molecule: messenger RNA, 938 nt
Organism: Colias croceus (clouded yellow)
Lineage: Eukaryota; Metazoa; Arthropoda; Insecta; Lepidoptera; Pieridae
Exons: 2
Coding region: 87-908 (273 amino acids)
Source: RefSeq, a predicted model, not a curated record